AUGGCACCUGCCAUCGACAACUGGUGGCUAUGUGGAUGUGAUGCGAUGCCUGCGCCGAUCAUAGUCCCGUUGAGAUGUCCACUGCUUGCGAGGGGUGUGACAGUUGUCGUUUGGGUAUUAUGGGGAUUGACAAUAGCGGGGAGAAGAGGCGAGGCGGUUUGCACAGCCGUGGUGAUGGGGUUUAAUAGCGAGUCUGGUGGUACAGUCACCGGAGCUUACGGCAGCGGACCACUUGGAGCUGGUGUUGCAUUGAGAUUUGGCCUUGGAUUUCCGAUUAAUGGCGGUGCACCGGAGAUUGGUGUUUGGUUGCCAGGAAAUAGGGCUGCCGGAGUGUCUUCCAUCCCCAAAGGUCCCAUCGGGCGUAUGGGGCUGUGCGGUUGUUCCUACGGCUCGCCCGUCGCUUUCUCCGCCAUGCGUGGUUGUGGAAGGUAG
Messenger RNA from Lactuca virosa, 432 nucleotides. Lineage: Eukaryota; Viridiplantae; Streptophyta; Magnoliopsida; Asterales; Asteraceae. The record is from the annotation of a GenBank genome assembly.